AACUACAGUUUAUGUACAAGUUGAUAAGAGUUAACCUCUUUAAGGAAGUUAGCUAGAACAUUUCAAGUGUUGAGCCUGUUGUGGCAUAAAACACUUGAGUGAAUGAGUCUGUUUCUAUAGCAAAUCGAUCCCAGGCUCAAACUUGUUUACCCAAAAAUUCCACCUCCCAUCCCCGCUGCUGCUUCGUGUCCCAAUGAGCUCAAAAAGUGGGAAAAAAAAAGAAACAAAAAUUCAUUCGCUGAUUAGAAAAACAUCUUGGCCCGUUAUGAAAGGGCAACUAAAACUCCUUGAGAGCUCCACAUACAAGGAAAGAAGAGUUGCUGUAUUUUUCUAUCAAACACCCUACACAACCACUGUAAUGAAACUGGAAGAACAACGGAACAAUCAAGUCACACGGAAGAAAAGAACUAUAUAUUUACCAUUCAUAAUCAACUCCAUUGCCCUAACAGUAGCUUCUGAUUCCUAAUUUGAUUCCAUUUAAUCAGAAAGGAGUAGCCGAAGAACAAAGACACUCAAUCGCAAUGCUGCAGACUUGCUCAAAACUGAUCCUUAGACACUCAAAACCGCGUCUCCUCCUCAAUCUCCAUUCAAUCACGAAAACCCUAACCACCGCGUCUUCCUCCCGCGACGAGUACUUCGCAGUAAUCCACCACGUGUCGAACAUCGUGCGGCGCGACUUCUACCUGGAACGCACCCUCAACAAGCUCCGCAUCACCGUAACCCCCGAGCUCGUCUUCCGUGUCCUUCGCGCGUGUUCCAACAAUCCCACUGAGUCUCUCCGCUUCUUCAACUGGGCACGAACCCACCCCUCCUACUCUCCAACCUCCCUCGAAUUCGAACAAAUCGUCACCACCCUCGCCCGCGCCAACACCUACCAGUCCAUGUGGGCCCUCAUCCGCCAAGUCACCCUCCACCACCGUCUCUCCCUCUCCCCCUCCGCCGUCGCCUCCGUCAUCGAGGCCUACGGCGACAACCGCCACGUCGACCAAUCCGUCCAGGUCUUCAACAAAUCCCCCCUCCUCCUCAACUGCCCUCAGACCCUCCCUCUCUACAACGCCCUCCUCAGGUCUCUCUGCCACAACAAACUCUUCCACGGCGCCUACGCCCUCGUCCGCCGCAUGCUCCGCAAGGGCCUCCGUCCGGACAAAACCACCUACGCGGUCCUCGUCAACGCCUGGUGCUCCAACGGGAAACUCCGCGAGGCCAAGCUCUUCCUUGAGGAAAUGAGCGAGAAAGGCUUCAACCCUCCCGUCCGCGGCCGCGACCUUCUAGUCGAAGGCCUGCUCAAUGCCGGCUACGUGGAAUCCGCCAAGGGAAUGGUGAGGAACAUGAUCAAGCAAGGGAGUGUUCCUGAUGUUGGAACCUUCAAUGCUGUGGUGGAGACAGUUUCUAAAGAGGACGUUCAGUUCUGUGUUGGUCUUUAUCAUGAAGUGUGUGCUUUGGGGAUGGCUCCUGAUGUUAACACUUAUAAGAUUCUUGUUCCCGCGGUUUCAAAGAGUGGGAUGGUUGAUGAGGCAUUUAGGUUGUUGAAUAAUUUCAUUGAGGAUGGCCACAAGCCCUUUCCGAGCUUGUAUGCGCCCGUUAUUAAGGCUUUGUGUAGGAGGGGCCAGUUUGAUGAUGCUUUUUGCUUCUUUGGGGAUAUGAAGGCCAAGGCCCAUCCUCCUAAUCGGCCUCUUUAUACUAUGCUGAUUACCAUGUGUGGUCGCGCUGGCAAGUUUGUUGAGGCCGCGAAUUAUAUCUUUGAAAUGACAGAGAUGGGGUUGGUCCCCAUUUCGCGAUGUUUUGACAUGGUUACUGAUGGAUUGAAGAACUGUGGCAAGCAUGAUUUGGCUAGGAGAGUGCAGGAAUUGGAAGUUUCUAUCCGCGGUGUUUGAUGCCCGAUGUCUGUGCUGCUGUCAUUAUUGCCCAUACAAAGCCAGUUACAAGCUCAAAAAUUCCUCUACAGAAAUUGAAUAUAGGGGAAGAAAGCUUUUUCCUAUGGAAACUCAUUUAUAUGUUCAGUCUCACAUAAGGAUGAUGAACUUUUCUGCACUUCUGGGUUUGAACCUGCUUGGCCGCCGCAGUUUUUCACUGAAUGAUGGUAACAAUGCCUGGAAGGAGCCUGAAUUGCAGAUGAAGACCCUAUAUUUCAAUGUUCAUACUCAGACGUGAGUGUUUUAUCCUGGGAGUACUCUGAUGGAAAAGCUUGUAUGGAUUGGCAGCUUUUGUAUAUAUAUUAUCUUCGGAAAUCCACAGCAUGUGGAAGGUAUCCUUAUGCCUGUCAAUUGAAAAUGUGUUUUUGUUUCACACGUCUUUAUUAUACAGAAUUGCAGAUUGAAUUGUCCCAUCUGCUUUUUAUUUUUGGUCAACUCUUCAGAAAUCUCAACAGGUUCAUGUUGUAGAGUAAGAAAAGAUCGCAUGUUGGUUCUGAAGCAGCAACUCCAAUGUUAAUUCUUGCUUUGUUUCUCUUUUGAGUAUUUGUAAAUGAAAGGAAAAUUUUGUUCGUAUUUUACACGCAAUUAAGCAUGCAUAUCCACAAAUUCUACUUCUCAUAUUA
Molecule: messenger RNA, 2536 nt
Organism: Glycine soja
Lineage: Eukaryota; Viridiplantae; Streptophyta; Magnoliopsida; Fabales; Fabaceae
Product: pentatricopeptide repeat-containing protein At5g18390, mitochondrial
Exons: 4
Coding region: 522-1874 (450 amino acids)
Biological process (GO): RNA splicing
Molecular function (GO): protein binding
Source: RefSeq, a predicted model, not a curated record